GCCACGCACUGAGCAGCUGGGGCGCAGGGGACACUGGGGAAGCAAGCGCCCCAGAGCCUGAGCGCCCAGCGGAGCCCCGCCACCAGAGCCAGAGCCACUGACGCUGGAUGGCAGGUGCGUGGCCACCAGGAAGACUGAGAGGGACCUGGUAGUGCGGGGCGCCCCGGGGACCACUUUUCCUGUCUCCACAAAGCAGCCCCGCAGGUGCCGCAUCUCCUCGCUGUCCGGCUGCUGCGGCGUCACCAUGGAGUCCCCGGUGCAGAUCUUCCGCCGGGAGCCGGGCCCCACCUGCGCCCCGAGCGCCUGCAGGCUCCCCAACGGCAGCGCUUAUUUCCCCGACUGGGCCGAAGCGGACAGCAACGGUAGCGCGGCGGCGGAGGACGGGCAGCUCGAGUCCACGCACAUCUCCCCAGCCAUCCCCGUCAUCAUCACGGCCGUCUACUCCGUGGUGUUCGUCGUGGGCUUGGUGGGUAACUCGCUGGUCAUGUUCGUGAUCAUCAGAUAUACGAAGAUGAAGACAGCCACCAACAUCUACAUCUUUAACUUGGCUUUGGCAGAUGCCUUGGUUACCACCACCAUGCCCUUCCAGAGCACAGUCUACCUGAUGAAUUCCUGGCCAUUUGGGGAUGUUCUUUGCAAGAUUGUAAUUUCCAUUGACUACUACAACAUGUUUACCAGCAUAUUCACCUUGACCAUGAUGAGUGUGGACCGCUACAUUGCUGUAUGCCAUCCGGUAAAGGCUCUGGACUUCCGCACACCUUUGAAGGCCAAGAUCAUCAAUAUCUGUAUUUGGCUCCUGUCAUCCUCUGUUGGCAUUUCAGCAAUAGUCCUUGGAGGCACCAAAGUCAGAGAUGAUGUGGAUAUCAUCGAGUGCUCGCUACAGUUCCCUGAUGAUGACUAUUCCUGGUGGGACCUCUUCAUGAAGAUCUGUGUCUUCGUCUUUGCCUUUGUGAUCCCCAUCCUCAUCAUCAUCGUCUGCUACACCCUGAUGAUCCUGCGCCUGAAGAGUGUCAGGCUCCUUUCUGGAUCCCGAGAGAAGGAUCGCAACCUCCGCAGAAUCACUAGACUGGUGUUGGUGGUGGUGGCGGUCUUUAUCAUCUGUUGGACCCCCAUUCACAUCUUCAUCCUUGUGGAGGCUCUGGGCAGCACCUCCCACAGCACUGCUGCCCUCUCCAGCUAUUACUUUUGCAUUGCCUUGGGUUAUACUAACAGCAGUCUCAAUCCCAUCCUUUAUGCUUUUCUUGAUGAAAACUUCAAGCGCUGUUUUAGGGACUUCUGCUUCCCCAUCAAGAUGAGGAUGGAGCGACAGAGCACAAGCAGAGUGAGAAACACGGUUCAGGAUCCUACUUACAUGAGAGAUGUGGAUGGGAUGAAUAAGCCAGUAUGACUAGUCGUGGAGAUGUCUUCUUACAGUUCUCCAGGAAGAGAAGAGUUCAAUGAUUUUGGCUUUACCCAGAUUACCACUGCAGUCUGAGAAGGAAAGAUGAGAUAUUUAACACACUCUUUAAAAAUCUCAUGGAUUGCUUUGAAGUUAUGAGAUGUAAGCUGUAUUAGUGACCCAGGUCCCUGGAAGCAACAAUGCUGUAGCAUGGAGGACAGAAAAUCCUAGGAACAAAUGGACCACUACUCUGGGUCUGAGAAUCCAGCCUAAUUCUCAACCCUGUUGAUGAACAAAGAAAUGGGCCUUUUUCUUCUGAUUUUCUAGGUUUAGUUGGUGCCCUUCUGCUGUGACCUUCCUAUGCAAUGUGGUUUCUAAGCUCUGUUUAAGAAAACUGGGAAAAUAAAAGCAAGAUCAUUGGUUCCAGAGCUUACUAGACACUCGAUUCAUAUGCUUUACACUGACAGCAACAACCUCAAAAAGAAUGAAGCAUAUCUACAUGCUUCGUAGGCCAAGCUUAUUCAGGACUUGGAUGCCAACCUGCAAUGCCUGAUGUUCACCUAUGGUGUAUAAUAUCAUCUUGACAUUGUGAAUUUACUUAAACAUGUUAAUGGUGGCUUUUAACAUUGUCUAAUAUAUGAAAACUACAGUUGCUAUUCAGAUACAUAAUAUUCUGAUAAAGCAUGUACUGAUACCAAGAAGUAUAAAGGUUACCAUCAAAAAGUGUAUAAAGUUUUAUCUUUAAAUAAUACUCUAUGUAUAAAAAAGGAGCAGGCUUUCUUUCCAACAAGGAAAUUUCUCAAGAGUGCAUUAGUGGUAUCUGAGAGGUAUUAAGAGUUGAUGCUGAGACAUUUUGCUGCCACAUAAGAUACUCUCUGGGAAUCAGUCAUAGUGUGAUUUCUUCUAGAUUUAUCAAACACCAUUUAGACAUUUAACAACAUUCAAACUUGGCUUUAACAAAUAUCCCAACCUUGAAUUCAAUCCAAGAUUAUAGUCUUUACAGAAUCUAGUAUGUUUGUAGCAUCUCUUUGUAAAUCCAUAGCUAUUGCAGAUUUUCUCUAUUCAUGGAGAAGAAGGUAUGAUAAUGUGUAUCUCAAGAUACUAUUUUGUGCCUUUCAGCAGGAAGUAGAAUUGUUCCUAAAUGUGUGCUGAAUAAGGAAAUGAAGCUUCUUGGGGUGCCUGAACACAGCUUGCAUGGGGUUCUCAAAGGCCAUGCCUGCUGAGAAUAAUGCCCUGAGCAGCACAUUUAGGAUAAUUUUGCUAAAACUUCCAGAUGACACAUAAAUUUUCUCUUCUUUUCCUUAAAAGUCAUGGUUUCAUAGGUAAUGGCUUUUUGUGACUUGCCUGGGAAGAAGAAGAAAGGGAUAAUUUAGAAAUUGCACUUAUCUGUAGGCCUGUGUCUUAUAAGGACAGCACCCUUCGUAGUGCAAGCAGAUCAUCUGACAUGUGAUCUGAAUAAUUCUACAUCUCUGCUCACCCUGUGCUUGACUCUGGCAUGCUCACCCUCUUCCUUCUGAAGACAAAGUCCUGCAUUAAAGGCUGGAGAAUUUCAAUGAUCAUGUUUGCCUCCAUUCCAGAUUUUUAAAAAUAUUGUAUGUAUUUAUUUGUUUGAGAGAAAGAGAGAAGAAGACAAAGAGAGGAAGAGGCAGAUAGACAGAGAAUUGAGGUACCAGAGCCACCAACCACUGCAAAUGAACUCAAGAUGCAUGCACCACUUUGUGCAUCUGGCUUAUGUGGGUAAGAGAAUUGAACCUGGGACCUUAGGCAUCUCUUCAGCCCUGCAUUUCAGAUUUUUAUGGAACUCAAUGCAAUGGCUUAAGUUGACCUAGUAGAUAUUUUUCCUAAUGAAUAUGAAGCACUCUUCUGAGUAUUUAUUAAAUGUCACUGAAAUCCCUACAUACUUUUAUAUUCUUGUAUAUGAAGCAAAAUUGGACUUGAUUAAGAAAAGUUUUAAAUAUAGAUUUAAUGUGGGGGUUAAAAUAAGGAAAGACACUCUAUUGAGAGUGGGAAUGAGCUUGUUAAGUAAGAUAGUUGCCACUCUAUAUCCUGUAGCUGAAUAUAAAUACAUAGGACUGGCUUAAGUGUUGGUUGACAUUAACCCAAUAGUUAAAAAUGUUGCUACUAUAUGAGAGAUAUCUAUAUACAGAGUCCUUCUAGGAAAAAUCCCACUGAGAUAAGAAAUUUUAAAAGCUUCUACAGAGUAUCAAAGCCCAGAAGAUUUUGUUUGUGAAUUCUUACAUAAUACAAAAAUACAAUAGAGAUAUUACCAUGAUAGAUGAACUUAGACCAUUCUCUUUAGAAUUCCAUAUACUCUUCUUAGGAGUAAUUGCCAUUAUUGGGGUCUGAAUCUUCUUAUGAUUCUUCUGCAUCUCUUGAUAUAUAAAUGUGCAUACCAAAGAAAAAGACAAGUAGCUUUAAUGCUCAUGAGAUGUGCUUCAAGUUUCCCAACUACUGCUAAUGCUGACCCCCUCAAAUUGAAAAGGAAAUAUGCCAAUGUCAUUUUAGGGUAUUACUUUAAAGAAUGAUCAAAGGAAUCACAUGUGACAAGAAAAAUGCCAACCAUAAAAUUGUGUUUUAAUAUUGAAAGUGUAUACAAGUGUUUAUUUUUGUGAGCAAAAGCACAUGCAUAUGUUCAUGUGUGUGUUGCUGUGGGACAGUGGUUAUAGUGUCAUUCUUUAAUUGUUGCAGACAGUGCAUUUGUCCAAGUCCCAUGGACCCUUAGGUAGCUAUGGUUUGAGAUUCCUGCUCUACCAUCAAACAAAGGAGGCCUGCUAGGUCUCUGAUGUCAUAAACUUGAGAUUGACUCUGCAUGAGCUUUAUCUUUUCAUCCAGGUAACAGUUUUUUGAACAAAAACAUCACUUAGAAAAACCACAGAAAUUUGAGAAGAUGGUUUCAUUCUGUAUUGGUAUAUUACAAAGAAACAAAUGCUAUUAAACUUGGAGCUGGGAGGAAGGAUCAUUAAGUUAAAGUAUUGGCUGCACAAGCAUGAGGACAUGAGUUUGCAUUGCAGGUCCCCGUGUAAAAUGCUGAGUAUGGCAGUGCACAUCUAUAAUACUAGAACUGGGGAGGUAGAGACAGGACUGUAGGACUUUCUGGCUAACUUGUCUAGCCCAAAGGGUGAGCUGUGGAUUCAAUGAGAGAUGCAUGUUAUCUCAGAGAAAAAAAAAAGGUUGGAGUGUGAUCCAAUAAUGUCAAUCUCUGUCCUCUAUUUGCAUA
Jaculus jaculus (lesser Egyptian jerboa) is the source of this 4595-nucleotide messenger RNA. RefSeq names its product opioid receptor kappa 1 (gene Oprk1). The coding region runs from base 245 to 1387 and encodes 380 amino acids. NCBI's taxonomy places the organism in Eukaryota, Metazoa, Chordata, Mammalia, Rodentia, Dipodidae. Gene Ontology annotation, cellular component: neuron projection; membrane. The record is from RefSeq and is a predicted model, not a curated record. Gene Ontology annotation, biological process: sensory perception of pain; neuropeptide signaling pathway; G protein-coupled opioid receptor signaling pathway. The transcript has 4 exons. Gene Ontology annotation, molecular function: dynorphin receptor activity; neuropeptide binding.